Messenger RNA from Closterium sp. NIES-67, 833 nucleotides. The record is from the annotation of a GenBank genome assembly. Lineage: Eukaryota; Viridiplantae; Streptophyta; Zygnematophyceae; Desmidiales; Closteriaceae.
AAUUCCUUUUCUCAGGCACAGCUGCAAUUCACUCAGUUAUUUUGCUCAACUAGGUCCUGCUGUUCUUUCACCGAUACUUGCGUUGCAUACAGUCACAGCUUCCCUCUCCGUUCAGCUCUCCGUUUCGCCUCUGUCGGGUUGCCGUGUGAACCCCUGAUUCCAUUUCUCAUUGUAUCAGGUCACCGAGGGACUCCUAGCCCAGCGAAUCAUGGCGUCAGUCACUUCAGUCGCCGCGAUCACCACCGCGUCCUCUCUCACCCACAGACUGGCUGCGACCACCAAGCCAUCUUCAGCCGCGCUGUCGAGUCAAACAGACCCGCACGCUGCCGUGGCGUCCCUAGUCGUUCGCAUGGACUCUCAGGGCGUUCGCUUGCGCGGGAGGCUCGGCAGCUCGUUCGGGGGAGCGUCCGUGCUGGAGCGGCCGGGACUGGACCAAUCAGGAGGCGCGGACGGCGCUCCGAAGACCGACGCGGGCGGCGAGAUGGGGCAGCUGAAGCAGCGCAUGCGGACCGGCGGGGGAGAUCGGUAUCGGGUUCUUCUCUUGGACCAUGAAAAGCACACUGAGGAUAGAGUGGCGAAGGUGCUGCCUGCCGUGGUGCCGUCAGUGACGGUGGAUGACGCGCGACGAGUGUUCAACGAGUCCAGGGAGCUGGGUCAGGGGCUCGUCUGCGUAGCUGUCAAGGAACAUGCUGAGUUCUAUGCUCAACACAUGGCCAUGAAAGGCCUCCGAUCCACCAUUCAGCCUGAUGGCCUUGUCAUUUAGUUGGAAUAAUGAAUUGCAGAUUUUGUUCCCAUGUAUUGUUGGCAUUGUUAUAAAAACUUUCUUGGCAACU